Molecule: messenger RNA, 2830 nt
Organism: Pygocentrus nattereri (red-bellied piranha)
Lineage: Eukaryota; Metazoa; Chordata; Actinopteri; Characiformes; Serrasalmidae
Gene: esco2
Product: establishment of sister chromatid cohesion N-acetyltransferase 2
Exons: 12
Coding region: 352-2271 (639 amino acids)
Biological process (GO): mitotic sister chromatid cohesion
Cellular component (GO): nucleus; chromatin
Molecular function (GO): protein-lysine-acetyltransferase activity
Source: RefSeq, a predicted model, not a curated record
UUCAUGUCUUUGUACCCAGAGGAAACCCCCACGGACACGGGGAUAACAUGUAAACUCCACAAAGAAAGGACCCUGAUCGCCCGGCCAGGGAUCUGACCCCAGGCCCUUCUUGCUGUGAGGUGACAGCGCUACCUACCAUGUUGCCCCCUGACAGCAACCAAACGCCUGCAAUCGCUUUUCCGCGCGGACUCUCCGGCUUUGGCGCGCUGUUCAAAAGCUCUGAAGUCUGAAACCCGCCGAGUAACAGAGACGGACGGUAGCGCUGUAUCAGCGGCACGGACGCCCGAAUAAACUGCUCAGCUCACCGGACGGGAGAGCCGACCCAUCCCAGCCCACCGGCGCCGUGGUGAUAUGAGAAUGUCGAACUGUGCAGCAAAGAAAAGAAAACAUCCUUCACCGGAUUCUGGAAGUAAUCCGGCUAAGAAGAAAGUUUUGAGACAGGAGAAGUGUUUGAGGAGAAUGUCACCUCGACAGAAGGAGAACCGCCCUUCCCCUCUAAAAUCGCCGAAGAGGUCUCGUGCCCCUUCGCGGUCCCCCAGCACACCUAAAAAGAUGCCAAGGGCCUAUGCAUUGGAGUCUCCUCCUAAAAAAGCAUCACCUCUCAAAGACUCAGUGGUAGCAGGAUCCUUUUACAGCAAACAGAAGCCACUCUAUCUGACACCCCUUGAAAGAAAGCUUCUAAAGGAGGCCAAAUCUCUUCCACUGAUACCCAGCAAAGAUCAGUCCAGUGUUCCUGUGGCUACAGCAAAGUCUGUCAAAACCAAAAAGCCUGAAAAGAAGGUUAAUGUAAGCAGCCAGAAAUCUAAUUUAAAAGGCUACUUUUCAUCCAAGCUGAACAGCAGCAGUCCCCCCAAUCCAGAUUCAUCCUUAAAGAUGCUGGAGGUAAAGAAACCAGCCUCUGUUACAUUCGGCAGUUUGAAAUCCAAAAACAAGCCCAGGAUUGUUGUGGGUGCUGCCUUCUUUGGCACUGGUAAAAAGCCCACUUCAAUGUAUAAGACACAUGCACAGAAACCAAGACCCAAACAGCCUGCAAGCUUACAGAAACCCACCUCAGAGAAACCCACGAUGGAGAAAGAAGUGGUUGCAGCUCCAAAGGAUCGUUCUCCAGUGCGCCAGGCAGUCUUCAUCAGUAAUUCCAAGCCAAAUCCUCAGUUGUCAUCCAAAGGUGCUGACCACAAUGCUGCUGAGUGUAAAGAACCAGCAUCAAGUCUUCUGCCUGUGAGCCCUUUUGGCACUGGCAGGGAAUUAAGGGUUGUCCUGAGGAAAUCUGUGUCUCCCAUCAAAUCCUGUAGUUCUAAUGCAAAUGCGCAGGGUUCACCCACAAAACCUGGUUCUGAUUCAGUGUUGGACAUUGGCGAAAUUAGCCCAUCUAGCAAUGAUGUCUGUGCGGAUAACGAGUCUUCGGCUGUAUACCCCAUCUUUGGCUCCAAAAGGUCUCAGAAGAACGUUGGUCUGUCUUCACCCCUGAACUGCAGCACUCCAUCUGCCCUCACCAGCACCUCGUCUCUCAUGGCUAAGGAGAGGAAGGAGAGGAGUGCCAGGAGGAAGAAGGAGUUGAAGAAACAGAAUGACGAUCAGCUCAUCAUUGAUGCUGGCCAGAAGCAGUUUGGAGCCACUACAUGUGGGUCCUGUGGGAUGCUGUACAGUGCAGACAGUCCAGAGGACAACUUCCAGCACACUCAGUUCCACCAGCGCUUCCUGGACACCAUCAAGUUUGUGGGCUGGAAGAAGGAGAGAAUUAUUACAGAAUUCUGGGAUGGGAAAAUCAUCCUUGUCCUUCCUGAGGAUCCCAAGUAUGCGACUAAAAAGGCAGAGGAUGUGAGACGCAUUGCAGACACUGAGCUUGGCUUUCAGCAAGUUUCCCUCAGCAGCCCCAGUGCUGCCCGCACAUACUUGUUUAUCAAUAGUGACAGGAUGGUGGUUGGUUGCCUGGUUGCUGAACCCAUUAGGCAGGCUUUCAGGGUGCUGGUACAACCGGAGAAAACGAAGGACAUGACCAAAGAAGACUUCAUGGAGCGACACAGAGCCUGGUGCUGCUCCACUGUGCCUGAGAAAGCUAUUUGUGGAAUCAGUCGUAUCUGGGUCUUCAGCCUUAUGAGGAGGAAGGGCAUUGCCACACGUAUGCUAGACACAGUCAGGAAUUCAUUUAUGUAUGGAAGCCACUUGACCAAAGAGGAAAUUGCCUUCUCUGAUCCUACUCCAGAUGGAAAGCUCUUCGCAACGAAGUACUGUGGAACCCCAGCAUUUUUGGUGUACAACUUCAUCGGCUAAUUUUUGUACUCUGUUCCACACAAGUGAUUUAACAUUUGUUAGCAUUUCAUGCUUUUUAAACUGAGUGACUUGCUGCUGUUGCAGCUUUGUCUUUACAAUUAUAUUAAAUACUAAGGGUUGUUUUUUUUUUUUUUUCUUUUCAAAAUGUAAAUAUAGAUUGGUUUGAUGCGAAACACUUCUAGAGAAACUUGUGGUGGCAAUAGGAAAUACAUUAAUGCCCAGAUGUGUUGGCCCAUAACUUAAAAAAAAAAAAAAAUUAUAUAUAAAUCUGUUCAUGGCAGAUUUACAUUUUAGAAUAUGAGACAAAAAAGGUUUUUAUUUCAUCACUGAAAUUACAAUAUAAAAACUUUUUGGAUAGUCAUUUUGGAUAAUUGUAUUCAUGACCCAUGGGUCCUAUUGUCACUAUAAAAAUCAGUUUCUCUGCAUUCCAGUUUCACACCAAAUCUUGUGGACAUUAGAAGUGGCAUUUGAAUUCACCUACAAAUUAGUUCAGGUGUCCCAGAAAACCUUUUCCUUAAAAAAAAAAAAAAAAAAAGCAGUUAACAUUUUUACUGAACUU